Molecule: messenger RNA, 1706 nt
Organism: Vitrella brassicaformis
Lineage: Eukaryota; Vitrellaceae
Source: the annotation of a GenBank genome assembly
CGACGAGGCACUCUCCUGUGAAAAAAAUCGCCCGGGAGCGGAAAAGACGAGGCACGAAACGACUGCUGCUUCAGAGAUCCGUCGAAGUCAUCUGCAACAACAUGGACGAGAUCGCUUUGUCGCGAAGGUAGGUGCGGGACGCAAGGGAGAGAAAGAUCUCCUUGGCGAUGGAACGGCGCUGCUCUGCUGUUUGUGUGUCCGUCUGUUCAGUAGCCAAACCAACCAGUGGUCAUUGCCGCAGCACGAGCACAGCGACCACAUGAACAAUGCCCCUCUGUCAAGGCCGCCGAGGUGGGAACGGCUCACAAGGGAGAGAGAGAUGACAAUGGAAGGGUCCUGCUUUGCUGUCUUGUUCAGUGGUCUUCCACAUUAUCCCGCGGCAUCCUGCAAUGCUGCACCUUCGGCUGCCGUCCCUAUGCCUCCAUUCCUGUCUUCCUUGGCCGAGAGGACGACAGAUGUCAACGUGCUGCACUGCGCCCUCAUCGUUGACGGCGCGAACCUUCUCCGUCGGUACAGCGACUGUUUUAGGAGUCGCGCCUGGCUCAACUACAAGACAUUCGAGGGCAUCGUCGAUGACGUGAUCGAUUUCUUCGCGUCCUCGACUGGCAAGACAAUCUCAAUCGACCCCGAUCUGUCAGUCUUCGUCGACACCGGGCCAAAUGCAAUGUACGAGAAGAGAAGAGCAGCCCUGAUGAGAGCAUCACAGCUAUGGGACCACCAUCGAAAGCUCGAGCAAGCUGCAGACGACCGCAAAAUGAUGACCAAUUUCCACCGAUGCGUAGAGGCUCCUGCUGGAACUCUCUACGACGCUCCUGGAGGGAAGAUGGCGAAGCGGCAUGAGUUUCAACUGAGACGGGUGGAUGUGAAGAGGGUGCCUGGUCCGUACCAACAACUCUUUCGGCAGGUUGGCGGGGAUUUGGUUGUUUACGAUGCUAUGCUGCAUGCGGCUGCGAGUGAAAGCGUUGAUGCUGUCGUUCUCUUCAGCGGUGAGCCACAAGGGGGAAAGAGGGAGUAUGCUAUCAGACGACACAGACGACCAUUGUUUUGUUUUCUCUUUGACAGGUGACGGCGAUUUCGUCGAAGCCUUUCUCGGCCUUGACAAGAGGACGCCUCACAAAGAAAAGAAGAAGCUCGUGGCUGGCUUCUACAACGGCCUCAAGUGAGCAUGCAUUGUGCGUGUGUUUAGAAGGAUGCAAUACAUUCAUCCGCUAUCCGCUUUGUUGUUCCCGUGUGCAGUCAUGAUUUGAUGAGAGCGGCAGAUGUCGACGGUCGGUGCGCCCUGAGGGUUGAUCCCCAAUCAGGACGAGUGUGGGCGGAGGAAUGGAGAGACCCCUUCCCUUGGGAGAAGCGUCUAAAUGUCAUCAGCGUGAUGUACACACUACCCCCGACGCAUGUCAGACGACCAGCGGAUGACGUGGUGCGUGAGGGAUCUCGCCGUGACAACGACAACAAGCCGCCCGUCAUUACGAAGCGACAUGACAGCAAGGAAGAGGAGGAAGAGACGGACUUAGGUGCCUCACGGCCAGGCGUCCAUCCUUUUAUUCGACAUGUCGGCGGCCGGAUGUAUAUUGAACUGCUGCCUGUCGAUGCGAAGAAAGCGCCUGGGCCAGAGUUCUUCUGCUACCUGGGCAAGUGAUGUAUACUCUAUCUCGUCCUAUAGUUUUGUGAGCCUAUAGUAGGCUCUCUGUGCGAUUUGUAGCUCUCAC